GUGCUGGCCCACGCGAUGCGCGCGCUGGCCACCCUGCUCCCGUGCCCCCGGGUGCGCGAGGAGCUGCUGCGGACGCAGCCGCAGCUCCUGCGGUGCCUGGCGCUCGCGGGCGAGGCCCUGGACGUCUCCGCGGUGAGGUCGGUGUGCCGCUGGCUGCCCGGCAUCCCCUGCCGGGUGUGGCAGGCGCCCGGCCGCGCGGACGCCCCGCGGGCGGCGGAGGGCGCCUGGGCGCCGCCGUCGCAGGAGGCGGCGGAGGCGGAGACGGAGGCGCAGGAGUCGGACGACGACGUGCUCAUGGCCGACGUCUGA
Messenger RNA from Prorocentrum cordatum, 309 nucleotides. The record is from the annotation of a GenBank genome assembly. NCBI's taxonomy places the organism in Eukaryota, Dinophyceae, Prorocentrales, Prorocentraceae.